Messenger RNA from Carassius auratus (goldfish), 1004 nucleotides. Its product is annotated as neurogenin-1-like. Gene Ontology annotation, cellular component: nucleus. Gene Ontology annotation, biological process: sensory organ development; axon development; positive regulation of transcription by RNA polymerase II. The record is from RefSeq and is a predicted model, not a curated record. The transcript has a single exon. Bases 236 to 991 code for a protein of 251 amino acids. Gene Ontology annotation, molecular function: protein dimerization activity; E-box binding; DNA-binding transcription factor activity, RNA polymerase II-specific. NCBI's taxonomy places the organism in Eukaryota, Metazoa, Chordata, Actinopteri, Cypriniformes, Cyprinidae.
GAAAGCAGUAGCCAACAAGUGUCAUUUGUGUCAUUUCAUAGCUUUAAAGGCUGUACUCUACUACUUAAAAAAAAAAAAGGAAAGUAUGAAUAAAAUGAGGUGUGUAACAAACAUUUGUUUAUUGAAAUGCGUAGUUUUGGCAGAAAGACAGCAGUAAUCUAAGUUUACCGGAGGGCCAUCAGUGAUCACUCACAUGCAUCUAAUCCAGUUUUGAUGAACUGGGUUAAUAGACUCCAUGUGGUCAUUAUCAAAGAGACUCAUUUCUAUUCAUUUCUCAGCACACACGACCCUCACACACCCGCCCCUCAUUAUGUGUGGCCUUUCCUCAAUAAAUACAGCUCCUCUGUUCUCUGGAGGAUCAGUUCAUUCUCAAGUGUUCAGCAUGCCCCAUCCUGAUGGCUCUUACACACAGUUCAUCUGGAGAGAGGCAGACAGAGCCAGUUCGGACCAGUGUCCCAGAGCCGCAUUGAGCUGGAGGGAGGAGAGGGUGAGCAGUGACCCGUGUGCUCUGGUCCAGCUCCGGCUGUCCGGACUUGCAUAUCCAAACGAAGACCAGAGUCACAUCGCCCGAGCCCGGAGACGCCGCAGACUGGCUGCCAACGCCCGCGAGAGGAGGAGGAUGCUGGGCUUGAAUGUGGCCUUCGAUCGCCUGAGGAGCGUCAUUCCUAAUGUGGAGAGCGACAGGAAGCUGUCCAAGUCUGAGACGCUUCAGAUGGCGCAGAUCUACAUCAGCACUCUGAGCGAGCUGCUGGAGGAAAGAGACUGCCACCCAGAUUCCAGUUACCCGAUGUUGGCGCCGGGCGUGGAGGAUCAGGCCAUCGUGAAGGGUUCAAAGCCAACAGAAGAGACCAAACCAGAGCAGAAAAACAUUCCAACCUGUAGGAUAAGAUCAUAUGUUGGGAAUUUCGGGCAUCCCAGUUGUUGUGAUCCCAAAACACCUGAACUCUUAGUGGACUCUCACUAUAUGGAGAGGAGCAAUGGAGCAAAAUGACACUGACAUUGCA